CGGUCCCAGUUUCCAGAUCAGAGCAACACCCCAAACAAGAUGGCUGCUCUGUGACACUAAAACACAAGAUGGUGACUUUAUGAAGGAUAACAGUUAGAGCUAGGGUAGUAGCAUAUCAAUAAGAAUGCGUCCGGCGCCAUCCGUCACAGGAAUUUCUCCUGCUGAGGGUCCACCGGGCGAGAGAGUUAUUAUAAGAGGAGAAAAUCUUGGGAUAAACGCGAAAGAUGUCAUUGGCUUGACUAUCUGUGGAGCGAAUUGCCUACUUUCAGCAGACUACAAAUCUCCCAGUAAGAUAAUUGCUAGGACUGGCCCUUCAAAACCAGGAAAAGGAGAUAUCAUUGUAAUGACCAGGUCAGGAGGAGUUGGUUCUUGCACAAUCCAGUUCAAAAGUCUUGCAGUUUUGGCAGACCCGCUGCGGGAGUCUGCUGUAUGGAUAGAAGAGGCAGAAGCUGAGGAGCUUGUUACUUCAUCUGGCUCUACCCGCCCUGUCUCUCCACCUAUACAUCAAGAUCCUCUAGGGAUUGCUAGUGAUGUGUUUGGAAGUUACCAGAUUCCAGAGGACAAACUAGAAGAUUUAUAUCCAGAGGGAAGUGGGAAUAUUCUUGCUGAGAACUUCAACCCCGACUGGUUUCUGCUGGAAAAGCACAGUGACACCAGGUUUGACACUCUGCGUAAUGGACUGAGGUACUUCAAGCAUGAGGAAUCCCGUCGAGCGACAGGCCCACUUGCAUUUGUCAAGGAAAACCUGGAGACCUUUCUGGAUGCCCUAGACACACUAAGCGAUGUACAGAAAAAAAUGCUAAAAGAUGAGAGUGUCUGUGAAGGAGGGUCAAUCGCUGAGACUCUGGAGAGCAUACUACAAGGAGCGAGUAAGAAUGCAGAUGCACUAUUCCAAGAUGUUUUAAAUCGUAAAGAUGACGCAGACCGAACACGCAAUGCCUUGAAUGUACUCCAGAGGUUCCGGUUCCUCUUUAGUCUCCCUCAGAGCAUAGAGCGCAACAUACAACAGGGUGACUAUGAAAUGGUUAUCAGCGAUUAUGCCCGAGCGAAGUCAUUGUUUGCUGAGACAGACAUAAAGAUCUUCAAAAAAGUAUCCCAGGAGGUCGAUCUAAAGAUUGAGGGCUUCAGGACAUAUCUUAAGAGCAAGCUGCUAGACUUCCCUUCACCUUUAGAAGAACAGAAAAGAGUUAUAAGAUAUCUGGUAGAACUAGAUGUGACCGACGACCCUGCCUGGACUUGCCUGGUCAACCAGCAUACCUGGCUUACCAAACUGCUAACGAGCUGCCGCGAUGACCACCAGAGAAAAGAUGCAGCCCCGCUAUUACAAGUAGAUGCAGGGGGCAUGCUGGAUGUAGAUGCACUCUCGAAAAAGGCUGCAAUGCCAGUGCAUUUCAGGUCGGAGGGCUUUAAGGAUUCGUCAUCUCUUGGGACACAGGGAUUGGGCGGCAAAGCCACGUCAAUGGACAGACAACACCGUGGAUCUGUGAUGUCGACCCCUCAGCGGGUCAAAUUCGUGGAAGAACUCUCGGAACUUGUCACGGAAAGCGUGCCUGAUCUGUGGAGACUGGGUCAAGCGUACUUUGGGAAUAUGCUAAUGGGGGAGGGAAUAGGAAGUACAGCCAAGCAGCUCUCACCCAGCCAAGAAAAUGAAGUCAAGUUUAAGAGCAUGGUUGAAGACGUGACGUCGCUAUACACGGAUCUCGUCAGGGCCGCUUUCCUACCCUCCUCGGUCGGGCUUUCGCGGCAGCCAGAUCACCUCGGUAAAUGGCAGAGCAGCCACGAGGGGAUGAGCGCAUGGCUACCAUUCUGCGUCAGGAAUGUCAGCGCCUGUCACAGCUCUCUAGCUCAGCUCCAGCUCCCCUCGGCCGCCCUUGACAGCGUCAGGAGCCUGGUAGGUGAUCUGCGGUUUCUCUGUACGACAGAGGUGUUCAAGGAAGCCAUUGCAGAAAUCAAGACCUUGCAUUGUAAUGAGCUGUGGAAUCACGAGAAUGACAUAAACAUCGGUCGCAUUACGAGCCUGCCGCUACUCUUUGAGAAUAUCGUCAUGGAGACUCUGCACACGCUCAAGGAGAUCGCUAGCGAAGGAGACCUCGAACACACGGAGGGUAGUCAGAGAGUGAGGGAUAAAGCCGCGCAAUUAUUCACCGAAAUGCUUCAGGCUUUUGUCGAGUGUUUCCAGUCCUUGGCUUUCCAUCAAGAUCAGGAUCAAGAUCGCAUAUCUGUGUCGAGUUUGUCUGAUACCCAAUCUACUUAUUCACUAGACGAUAACACACCGGCCAUAGACGAGCGCUUGUUAAUUGUCCUCAAUAACUGUCGCUACGUUAGACUCCAUGUUCUGCCCAAGCUCGUAGAGAGCUUUCGAAGGCAUGGGUAUACUAUUGGGGACCCCCUCACACAGUCUUUACAGGGGGAGUUUUCGCAACUGGAAAACAGAAUCGUCGAUGCUUAUAUAGAGCAAAAGGGAGAGUCCCUUGUGGGUGGGCUGGAGCCCGGAAUGUGCGCCGGGGACUUCAAAUGGCACGACUGUCUCCCUCCUAAUGAUGUUCGUAACUAUGUGAAGGAGGCCAUAAUGAAUCUAGUAAUGGUGCACGCUCAGGUGUUCCGCGUGUCCAUUGACCUUUUGCCGCUGGUCCUAUCCAGACUCACUGAUCUACUCGCUAAUGAGUUCAAGCGGCUCAUGGAAAAGAUUGGAAAAAGCAAGCGCAAGUUUAUGUCUGCUGGAGCAGUGACGGCGCACCUCGAGGCCAGGGCUUUCCAGGAGGCGCUUGUUGCCUAUCUAUCUCCAGGUGCCAGAGCAGCGUUUUUGAUGGCACUUGAAGAGGUCCCUCCACUAACGAAGGAUUCUGACAAAAAAUUGAUAGAAGCUCUGAUGACGUCCUUCAAGAGAAAGAUGGGUCUUCAGCUUCAGUGCUUCCAGAUCGACAUGGACGAGUUUUGAUAACUUCUCAUGCACGAUCUUAAGGAUGUCUGAUAAAACCUGAUUAUAAAUCCUACAAAGGAUCCAGCCCUCACAAGUUUCUUAGUGUCAGAAGACAUGAUGCAACUCGGAUCGGAUCAUUUACGUACUUGUCAAAAAGCGUUUUACUGAGAACUAACUGGGGUGGGGUGGAGUCCAGUGAGCUGAAGCUCCAGUACACAAAUUCACCUCUCUCCCUUUGUUUUGCAACUUCUUCGGGAUUGUUUCUCUUCCGGGAAUUCCUGAAUCCGCCGCUGAACUAUUUCAGGCUGGCUGUCGCUUCAGUGCACCAGACAGUGUUGCCAUCAAGUAAAUCGUUCAGAGAGAAUAAACAACAGAGUUUAAAGAAAUUUGCUGAAAUG
This is a messenger RNA of Nematostella vectensis (starlet sea anemone), 3318 nucleotides long. Its product is annotated as exocyst complex component 2. Gene Ontology annotation, cellular component: exocyst. The transcript has 29 exons. The record is from RefSeq and is a predicted model, not a curated record. NCBI's taxonomy places the organism in Eukaryota, Metazoa, Cnidaria, Anthozoa, Actiniaria, Edwardsiidae. Gene Ontology annotation, biological process: exocytosis; Golgi to plasma membrane transport. The coding region runs from base 125 to 2938 and encodes 937 amino acids.